GGGGCAGACGGCAAAACAAAACGUCACCUCCUGACUGGCCAAAGGAAUGCCUGAAUCUUGGAGGCACUCCCUUUAACUUCAGUGCCGUCUGCCCUCCCCGCAAGCAGCUAUGAGUGAUGCCGAGUAUAUCCUGUUGAAGAGGAAGAAGCGCCUGUGGCCAGCAAAGGUUUUGUCUCGGGGCUGUGCUUCCCAAACACGGCAGGCUUGCAAAGGUGCGGCGACCUACUGCUUGGUUGAAAUCCUAGGUUUGAAUGAACAAGCGCGUGUGCAUUGCAAAAGCGUUGAGCUCUUGACGGAGGAGAGCAUCGAAUGCAUUGCUGCAAACUUAGGUCAGAGCAGGAAAGACCACGAUAAAAUGGAAGAGAUAACGUAUCGGCGAGCUCUUCGGGAAGCUCUGGACAUUUUGCAACAAACCGCACAGUCCAAAGAAAGAAGCCCUUCAAAGGCUACAAAAAGUAAAGCAGCAACCCGGAAGGAAACCGAAGGCCAUGUGGCUGGCCAUUGGCCGCGCUCCUCUCAAAAUGACAUGCAGAAGAGGGAAAGGGAGGCAGCCGCAGCACUGCAGAUCAUGGGUGCCCCAAAUAAGUGUUGUAAUCGUUCCAGGGGAAAACCCAAGGAAUCUCCCAGUGCCAAAUUGCCUGGGUCUAAAUCAAGAGUCCUUUUGAGAAAUGGGGAGUUGAAAGGCCAACCCCGACGUGCAGCCAAAGCCAAAACGCCAGUGACGCCUAAGAAAGAGGUCACACUGAAACCGUUGUCUGGCCCCGUCGCAAGCAGAAGAUCCCCGCGUUUCUCUAAAGUGGGGGAGAGGCACCCUCAAGAGGAGGCCGGCAGGGAAAGGAGCUCCUCCCCGCCUCCUUCGAAAUGCUUCGCUAGAACUAGCACCCCGACUCGCUCCUCUCCCAACUUUGCCAAAUUGACUCCGGGCAGAAAGCUUGGUGGUGAACUGGGGCUGAGAAGGAGCCUGCUUGGGUCGCCCAUCAAAUGUCCUUCAGCUGAAGCAGAAAAGGGUCCCGCGGAGGAAGAAGAGCUCCCGCCCAGGAAAUACAGCAAAGACCGGGAUGGCGAGAGGCACCCUCAGGACUUGAAAGGUCAGAAACAAACCCCUGCGGUGUCCUCUCUUUGCCAAGAAAGAAGAGGUGCGAGUCUUCACGAGGGCUCAGCCGGCAGCCCUGAUCCCGUUGGGGCUGUUUUGGAUGGCAUCCGGAAGGAAAACCUGUAUCCGUGGGCAGAGGAAGCAAAAAACUUCCAGCUUUGCGAUUGGGAAGGAAAAGCAGGCUUCGAGUCUCCCUUGGAGGCAGCACGGAGACUUAGUCCAACCGGAGAACUAUGCCUCAGCUCAGCUUUUGUGGAUGAAGAGGCAGCUGACGAUGAAGAAGAACUCCCUAGUAUCCUCCUGCAUCAAGAGCCUUGCUCGAUGGAAGCGGGGAUGCUGGUUUGGUGCAAGUUCUCAAGAUACCCCUACUGGCCUGCCGUGGUGAAAAGCGUGAAGCAGAAAGCUAAGAAGGCCAGCAUACAGUUCGUAGAGAAGCAUAUGAAUGACAAGAAAUCCAAAGGUCUCUUCGUCUCUCUCAGAAACCUAAAGCACUUUGACUGUGAGGAGAAGCAGAUGCUGAUCGAUAAAGCCAGGGAGGGCCAUUGGGAUGAAAUCAACUGGUGCAUCAACCUGAUCACAGACUAUAGAAUUCGAGUAGGCUGUCAUUCUUUCACUGGCACCCUUUUGGAGUACUGUGCUGACGAUAUGAGCUACCCGGUUAGAAAAGAGACCUAUCACGACUUAUCCCAGAUGAUCUCCCCACAAAUAGAGGAAGUGAACUCUGAAGAACCUCCACCUGAGGCCACUCCCCCCAAGCCCACCAAGAAAGUCCUUCCUGACAGGACAAGAGCAGCCAGGGACAGAGCCAACAAGAAGAUCGUGGAGUUCAUCGUGAAGGCCAAGGGGGCCCACGAGCACCUCCGAGCCAUCUUGGAGAGCAAGAAGCAGUCGCUGUGGCUGAACAAGUUCCUCAAGGCGCCUCCGUCUGUGACCUCCAUCGAGACCUACCUGGAGGACGAGAACCAGCUGGACCUCGUGGUCAAAUAUUUGCAGGAGGUUUACCGGGAAGUCGAUGCUGAACUGCUGCCGCUCAUCAACGGAGACAGCGUCAAAUUCAUCUUGGAUGUCCUUUUUCCAGAGGCAAUCAUAUAUGCCAUUUCAGCUGUGGAUCGGAUUGACUACAAGAAGGCGGAAGAAAAAUACAUGAGGGGGCCGUUGCUUGGCCAAAGGGAAAAGGAGAUAUUCGAAGAGAAUCUUCGGAAAGAAAAGGAAGCGAGGCCUGCAGCAGCCGACCCCCUCUCCUGAAGAGGCCUCGUGAAUCCGGCUGCCGUUUCCUUCCAAGUUCUUGGCGGGGCCCAACCUGUGUACAUAGAAGAGAUGGAAUCACAAUUAUUUUGUACAUGAAAUAUAUUCCUUUUUUAAUGUUUAUAAUAUAUAUAUAAAUAUAAAUAUUUGUCUAUUUGGUGGUUCAGUGAGGGAUCAAAUCCUCGUACCACCAUAACUGUCUCUCUCCCCCCACCCCCCACAAUAAUUCAAAUUGCAUUUUGUUAGAAGGAUGAAGAUUCAGGCCAGGCUGUCUGGCCUGCCUUCUCUGUCUGCUCCCCCCCCCCCCUUCCUGGGACUGGCCAGAAUUAAUGGCCUCGCUUCGGGGAUCAAUAUCUUGUGUACUCCCCCCCCCUUCCAUGAGUGGGCAGUUGCUUUCAAUGGAGAUGAGAUUUUUUUUUCAGAAGGCAGGUUUGCUUCUUAUGGUAAUUUGCACCUUUCUUUUACACACACACCCCUUUCUAAUCCUACCCCCCCUCCACCAAGUUGCCCGUGGUCAGACAGAUUUGCCAGAUACGUGAAACCUUACAGAAGCCUACCGGCAGUGGGGUUAGAAAACACACCGGCAACAAUAACCCACCAUCAACUCUCCUGUGUGUAUGCUGGAGCGUCUCUAGCUUAGCUGAAUCCUGAGUCGUGCUUCCAAAGCCCCACAGCCACAUGGUCAUCUCCUGAAUUCUAUCUCCCACCACCACCAAAUGCAACUCCAUCCAUCCCAACAGCUUAGGAGGAGGCAGCUGGCAACAAAAAAACGGCUCGUAAGCUGAUGCUUUGGCUUGGGACUCCCAGCGCUGCUUAAAAUCCAUUUGACUUCCGGGAUUAAUUUGCCAGGCUUGUUGUUCAUUCCUGCAGCAGCCUACCUUUUAAAAUGAUUUUUAAUGGACGAUUUGCAGAUAAUAAACUAUCAUUCUAAGUGG
Molecule: messenger RNA, 3273 nt
Organism: Heteronotia binoei (common prickly gecko)
Lineage: Eukaryota; Metazoa; Chordata; Lepidosauria; Squamata; Gekkonidae
Gene: PWWP3A
Product: PWWP domain containing 3A, DNA repair factor
Exons: 14
Coding region: 110-2338 (742 amino acids)
Source: RefSeq, a predicted model, not a curated record